CAGCAGCGAGUCAGAGAACCGAGCCUGCCUCUAUGUCAGGGCCACUUACCUGCAAGGUGCGCAACGAAGAUGAUGACCAUGAACGGCAAGCAGCAUUACUCUAUGCACCCGGUGCUGCAGGAGCCCAAAUACUCUGGCCUGCACGCGAGUUCGGAAGGCAUGCGCAGGGUGUGUCUGCCUGCCCCGCAGCUUCAGGGCAAUAUAUUCGGUUGCUUUGAUGAGAGUCCACUGGCACGCGCGGAAGCUCUGGCGGCUGCUGACAUUGUCUCUCACGGCAAGAGUCACCCUUUCAAGCCUGACGUGACUUACCAUACCAUGAGUAGUGUCCCCUGCACCUCCAACUCCUCUACGGUGCCUAUCACCCACUCCUCCACCCUGACCCCUCACCACCACCACCACCACCACCUCAACCAGAGCUUGGAGGGGGAUCUCCUGGAUCACAUCUCGUCCAGUCUCUCUGUGAGCGGGAUGGGGGCUCCGGAUUCCUCUAUGAUGGCCACGCAAGCCCACCAGCACCACCUCCAGACCAUGGGUCACCUUCACCAAGCUAUGGCCAUGGGUCAUCCGCACUCCUUGUCUGUGCACAACGGAAUGUCGUGUGUCAACGACGUGGAGUCGGAUCCGAGGGAGCUGGAAGCCUUCGCGGAGCGGUUCAAACAAAGGAGGAUAAAGCUCGGGGUGACCCAGGCGGACGUUGGCUCAGCUCUCGCCAACCUGAAGAUACCUGGGGUGGGCUCUCUCAGCCAGAGCACUAUCUGCAGGUUCGAGUCCCUCACCCUCUCUCACAAUAAUAUGAUUGCGCUAAAACCUGUACUCCAAGCCUGGCUCGAGGAGGCUGAGGCUGCUUACCGGGAGAAAAACAGCAAGCCAGACCUUUUCAAUGGCAACGAACGCAAACGAAAACGCACGUCGAUAGCCGCACCUGAGAAACGAUCUUUGGAGGCAUAUUUUGCUAUCCAGCCCCGUCCCUCUUCGGAAAAAAUUGCUGCAAUUGCUGAAAAACUGGACCUUAAAAAGAACGUGGUUCGUGUGUGGUUUUGCAACCAACGGCAAAAACAGAAAAGGAUGAAAUAUUCUGCUGUGCAUUAGUUCACAUAAUGCCUAAAAUACGAGAUUUUGAAGAGAGAACGGCGAUCUAUCAACAUCUCAUGUCCGACUGGAAUUUACUACUGAGACUCUAUAGGAUUUAUUUAAAUUGAAAUUAUUUCGUUCACUUUUUUUGUCCUGUUGUUUAGUUUGGAAUUAAACGUAUCGUGCUAAAGAUCUCUUGGAGGAAAUUUGUUGUUGAUUUUAUGACUGCCUAUGACAACUCUUCAAUUACAGAACUAAACUAUAGGGCCUAACAAAUAGAGGGAGAAAAUGACUUCUCUCUCAUGUGAUAUGUCCUGUUGAAUGCUCAUAAAACCUGUUAGUUGUUUGGACAAUUGAAUCAAUGAAUUACACCAACCAUUUUCACGUUUAAGAUUCAUAUUUAAGAUGGAAUGAAUGUGUGUUCACUGCAUAGGGGUAACACAACCACCCAACAAAAUAUGUAAAUAAAUGUGCUCUCUUUGUGAACUAACUGAACUUUAUUCACCGUUGUGUGUAAACGAGGCAAAUACUAUUCACAAUAUUUAUGACACAACACGAGUUGAGUUUUUUUAAUAGGCUAAUUUUAAAUAAGGCAUGUCAUACCGGCAUUUGAAGGCUGUUAUUUUGUCAUGGCCUAUUUUGAUGUGAAAAAUGUAAAACAGUUUGGAGUAUCACUGAAAUACUAUGAGUAUUUUUCUUCACUCUUGGAUUU
This is a messenger RNA of Salmo salar (Atlantic salmon), 1783 nucleotides long. RefSeq names its product POU domain, class 4, transcription factor 3. The record is from RefSeq and is a predicted model, not a curated record. Gene Ontology annotation, molecular function: RNA polymerase II cis-regulatory region sequence-specific DNA binding; DNA-binding transcription factor activity, RNA polymerase II-specific. NCBI's taxonomy places the organism in Eukaryota, Metazoa, Chordata, Actinopteri, Salmoniformes, Salmonidae. Gene Ontology annotation, biological process: regulation of transcription by RNA polymerase II.